GAGAAAGGAGCGUGCUCUGGUUGCUGCGUGCACACGCUCAUUGAGAGAGAGAGAUCCAGCGGGACGGUGCGCUCCUCUGACCCGCUAUGGCUGAUCUGAUCCACCUGCACGACUCUUCCGCUGCGCUCGUCAACCGGUUUGCGCGCAAAGGCGCGCUGCGGCAGAAGAACGUGCACGAAGUAAAGAACCACAAGUUCAUCGCGCGCUUCUUCAAGCAGCCCACAUUCUGCAGCCACUGCACCGACUUCAUCUGGGGAUUUGGCAAGCAGGGAUUCCAGUGCCAAGUGUGCUGUUUUGUGGUGCACAAAAGGUGCCAUGAGUUCGUCUCGUUCUGCUGUCCAGGGGCCGACAAAGGGCCAGACACAGAUGAUCCGAGAAGCAAGCACAAAUUCAAGAUUCAUACCUACGGCAGCCCCACCUUCUGCGAUCACUGUGGCUCGCUGCUGUAUGGACUUAUCCACCAGGGGAUGAAAUGUGACACAUGUGACAUGAAUGUACAUAAGCAGUGUGUGAUGAAUGUGCCAAGCCUCUGCGGAACAGACCACACCGAGCGCAGAGGACGCCUCUUCCUCAAGAUUGAGGUCAGCGGAGACAAACUUCAUGUGACAGUUGGUGAGGCCAGAAACCUGAUUCCCAUGGACCCUAAUGGCCUCUCAGACCCAUACGUGAAGCUGAAGCUGAUCCCUGACCCCAAGAAUGAGACCAAACAGAAGACACGGACCAUCCGCUCUUCUCUCAACCCCACAUGGAAUGAGUCCUUCACCUUUAAGCUAAAGGCCACAGAUAAAGACCGGCGGCUGUCAGUAGAGGUGUGGGACUGGGACAGAACCACCAGGAAUGAUUUCAUGGGCUCCAUGUCAUUUGGAGUCUCAGAACUGUUCAAGGCACCAGUAUGUGGCUGGUACAAGAUGCUGAACCAGGAGGAAGGUGAAUACUAUAAUGUGCCGAUUCCAGAUGUGGAUGACAUUAACUUGGAACUCAGGCAGAAGUUUGAGAAAGCUAAACUGGGCCCAGGCAAGAAAGUGAUCACUCCGUCAGACCACCGGCGCUUCAGUUUUCCCUCCAGCAACAUGGACAGGGUUCGACUCAAUGAUUUCCACUUCCUGGCACUUCUAGGAAAGGGCAGCUUUGGCAAGGUAAUGCUGGCCGAGAUGAAGUCCACGGAGGAGCUGUACGCAAUCAAAAUCCUGAAGAAGGACGUUGUGAUCCAGGACGAUGACGUGGAGUGCACUAUGGUUGAGAAGAGGGUGCUGGCACUGAGGGACAAGCCACCCUUCCUCACCCAGCUCCAUUCCUGCUUCCAGACAGUGGAUCGGCUCUACUUUGUGAUGGAGUACAUUAACGGAGGAGACCUGAUGUACCACAUCCAACAAGUGGGCAAGUUUAAGGAGCCUCAGGCUGUAUUCUACGCUGCUGAGAUUGCCUUGGGCCUGUUUUUCCUGCAUAGGAAGGGAAUCAUCUACAGAGACCUGAAGUUGGAUAACGUGAUGCUGGACUCAGAAGGCCACAUUAAAAUAGCAGAUUUCGGCAUGUGCAAAGAGAACAUGUACGAAAGCAUGACAACGCGUACCUUCUGCGGUACUCCAGAUUACAUUGCCCCAGAGAUCAUUGCAUAUCAGCCUUAUGGAAAAUCCGUGGACUGGUGGGCCUAUGGUGUCCUCUUGUAUGAGAUGCUGGCUGGACAGCCCCCGUUUGACGGUGAGGACGAGGACGAGUUGUUCCAGUCUAUCAUGGAGCACAAUGUCUCCUAUCCCAAGUCCAUGUCGAAAGAAGCUGUGUCCAUCUGUAAGGGACUGAUGACGAAGCACCCAUCGAAGCGACUCGGCUGUGGUCCAGAAGGGGAGAGAGACAUUAAGGAGCAGGCCUUCUUCCGCAGAAUUGACUGGGAACGACUGGCCAACCGAGAGAUUCAGCCACCAUUCAAACCCAAAGUUUGUGGCAAAGGGGCAGAGAACUUCGAUAAGUUCUUCACACGCACCCAACCCAUGCUGACCCCACCAGACCAGCUGGUCAUCGCCAACAUCGACCAGAGCGAGUUUGCCGGCUUCUCCUACAUCAACCCGCAGUUCAUCCACCCGUCACUGCACGGAAGCGUCGUAUGAGGCAGAACCGAAGUGUAACUCCCAACGACAACGAUGAUGACUAUAAACUCAAAAAUCUGUCUGUAUACUGUUAACCCUUUAGCAGAGCAGUUUUACAAGUGGGUGAUGAAAUGGAAUGAUAAAUGUUUGAAUAAUGAGCAGGAUGCCUAGUUUCACAUGGUGCAAUACAUUAAAUAGGUUCCAAUGGUUCUGAAAUCUUAAGAGCUCGAAGGCUUGAGAGCAAUGAUACACUUACAGUCUGUUGUAUAUCUGGUUACAUACAUCUGAACUGACUUGUAUGUCCCUUCCGUGUAUAUUAAUGAUGCAAUAUAACGUGGAUAUCACACAACAUGGUCAAUUGAUCUCAGAUGACCUGAAAGCAUAUUUCAGAGAAGUAGAUGAAAAUUGAUUGGUGACUAAAUUGGAGCAGUGGGCAAUAUCAAAAGACGUGUCGGACCAGUGAAAUCAUUUUACUAUAAAAGUAUAGUACACUGGUUUUCCUUAGUUUUUACCCUUGAAUCGAGAGCCUUGCCAUUCUGUGUGUAUGAGGCAUGUUGACAUGCUUGACUUGCUUUUUUUUUUGUCUUAGCGUUGUCAGUUUCCUCUUAUCUACUGCCAUUUCUAAACUUCCUAAACUAAAUAGACAUAUAUACAUAUAUAUAUUUGUAUAUAAAAAAAAAGAUUAUCUAUUGUUAUAGACGUGCCAAAAUACAGGUGCAUCAAAAGAUUUUAUAACUCUCACUCUGACCAGAUAUUAAUUUCGUACUAAAGCUCUUCUGGAUGUACUGUAAGUCGUCCUGUUAUUUUCAUCCUGACUUGAAAUCUGUUGGAAUAAUUGUUCUGUGCUCCUGUUUGCAGCAUGAGAGUCCUGGAAUGUACAUUUGAUUCCCGAUAACGUUUUGUUCGAGCCGUUAUUUGCAUCAGCCAGCAUGCUGUAUACUGUAUAUAUCAAGACAGACACAAACGGUAAACAGUGUGUGCAUGGUUGCUCUUGUAUACACUGACUUUCGACGCAGAGUGACCACCCUGAUACUGUACUUCCCAACGGACGUUGAGACAAUUGUUUUCCUUCAAAUGAGCCGAGACUACAGUAUGUACGACUCAGAAAAAUGACAGGGUACACGCCGUGCGCAUGCAUAGUAGCCUACCAGCUAUUGCAUCGUGUAAAGUCCAGUGACGAAAAUUAUUGCCUCUACAUGAUUGCGGCCGGUUUGCUGUACUGAAAUGCACAACGCAGUUCUAUGAUGCAUGUUUAUUUCUCUGUUUGUAAAGUCCGUUAGAGAACCCACUAGACAGGCAACAAUCUCCAGUAUCAAACCUGCUUGCGUUAUAUCGUGAAACGAAGUGUUUGUAUUCUUUCCCGUGAUGGAUUCUGUGUUCUACUAUAUGCGCUGAAGUUCUUCUCUACUUCUUAAGAGUGCGUUUUUACUUUCUUCCUGCGUUCUUUGCUUCGUGGAUACUUUCAUAUGAAGAAGUAUGUUUACUGUUACAUUAAAGCAACACUAUAUCAAGCGUUUUUCUAAAUACCGAGGCUGUUUCAAAAGAGAAUUAAUGUUAACUGUCGAUUUUAUACCAAGAACUGAAUGUGCUUUUACAACAUUAGUUGGUUUGGACAUAUCUGUACGCUUUAGAUGACGUGAUUAAAGGAGACUAGUUUGGUAGAACCUUUGAUAGCUUUGGUAUUGGCGAAUCUUGUUAUAUAUGUAUUUCUUGUAUUUAUCAGCACUUUUUUUGUCAAUGUUUUUGAGACAAUAUAAGUGAAAAGCAGUAUCUAGGCAUGAGCGCAGUGUUUAUACCAGCGCUCCUGCACACUAUAUUUUUUUUCGUUAUGUGCACGUGAGGGUGCUGGCAUAUCAGAGCAUGUAAAUCAAGUGUUGAGUCAACUACAAACCAACCACCUCUAGGAAUGGCCAUGUCAUGCCAAGUACAAAGUCCUUUACUUGCCCUUUACUUUCAUGUUGUCAUUUUUGUUUCCAUUUUCCUCAUUGUUUCCGUCUUUCUGUAUCUGGCCACUGAAAUAUCUUGUACAUUGGCUUGCACAAGAGUUCACCCCCAUGAACUUUUCCACAUUUUACAGUGUAAAAACUUGCAACCGAAAUGGACAUACUUAGGAUUAUAUUUGGUGAAGCGUCACACGAUGGUCCAGUAUAUUGAAGUCUUGGAAAAUCUCUAUACUGUAGUUUGCGGAGUUAUUUAGAAAAGCAAAAACGUUCUAGUAGUAACUGUAGACAUAUUCACCCCAAUUGAUGUUCAGUGGUGCAACCAGUUGCCAUAAAAAGUCACCGUUCAUUGAAUAAUUUGUGAAAUCAAGUCCACUUGUGUCACAUAGAACUUACAGUACUGUGCAAAUGUCUUAGGCACCAUAUAUUUUUUUUUCAUCGAAACGUUGACCUCUACAUUAUCGAGUCGGUACAAAAACAUUUUAGAGUUCCAAACGUUCGUUUUCCAGCACAAAUUUAAACGUUACAGAAAAAAACAUUUUGUAUCUGAGCAGCAUAUUACAUAAGAGAGCACGUUUCAGAUGAAAAAAGAAAACAUAAUGAAGGCUACUGGGUUUUGGUGCAAAAUUAAGACGCAAGUAUGACAGUCGACGUGUCCAGAAGAACCGUGCUGCUUCUGCAAGAUGCUCAGUAAAACCAUUGUACCCGAGACUACUUUUUUUUUUUUAAGCAAAGGGAUCGUCUCACACCAAAUAUUGACUUUAUUUCAUUUAUUAUGGCUUACUGCUGUUUAUAGUAUUUUUUUUAAUGUUGAAACAUUUCAUUUUAUUAUUGUGUAAGCUGUUUUUGGUCUACAGCAUUUCUUUAGAUGUGCCUAAGACUUUUGCACAGUACUGUAUAAACAACAUUAUGAAGACCAAGCAGCUAUCAAAACGAGAUUUCUGAAAAGCUAUUAAUUAAGGUUUGGUUAUUAUUAAAAAAAUUUCAAACUGAAAACAUCCCACAGAUCACCAUUAAAUUCAUUAUUACAAAUGGAAAGAAUAUGGCACAACUGCGGCUCUGCUUAGACAAAACCGUCCACCAAGUCCACCAGUGACCAGGUAAAGAGGGCAUUAGUCGGAGAAUGUGUAAAAGUGUCAGGGGAUAAUAAUAACAGAGUAGUUAAGAUUUAAGACUCUUUCUUCAGGGUCCGGUAGUGACUCUCUGACGAUACUGGGACUUGAACUCUUAAACCUCUAUUGCUUAAGUGUUCUGAAAUUCGAGUCUUCAUUCAUUUGUGCCAAAAAAAAUCUGUAUCUCUGUAUGGAUAUAGAAAAUGUAAUCAAAUUAACUUUGAGAAUGACCCAUCAGGAAUCCCGUUCCCCCAACCCAAUACCUCAGGAUGUUCCCAUACACAUUCACUAUUAAUGUGCCAAUGAUCUUAGUGGAUUAUUGUCAACUUUGAUACUUUAUCAGUGGAUUUGUCCACGUUGUUUAUUGAAUUAGGACAGAAAUCAUUGGUUUGGGUUUCUCGCCAUUCAACAUUAGUGUUCUGUUCACUGCAUUGCAAUGGAUAUAUUAACCCAAGCCAUCUCUUUCAUUUUUAUAAUAAUACAGCUCUAUCCUUUAUUUUAAAAUACCCAAUACAUCUUUAAUAAUAUGUCAUGUAUUAUUAAUGAUCUUCAUUUGAGUUAUUAGACUAUAUAAACAUUUAUAGAAAUGUCUGGAAAUAGGUGCUCAAAACCUUCUCACAUGCUUGGGAUCAUCCUGAUGGCAGGUGUGAUUUGAAAUAAUCAAAGCAAACAAUUUUGUGUUGGAAAAUGACUUUUUUCUUUUUUUUUCUUUUUUUUAGCAUUCCUUCACAUUAAAGUUUAUGAAUCUUACUUAAAUAUGAAAAUUAUUUGAAACUUACCACCAUCAUGGUUAUGUCAAUGAGAUGGCACCAUAUAUUGCAAGAAUUACAGCAUGUCUCACAUUGAGAAGGUUGUAAUUGUAUGAAUUAUUUCACCGUCUCAGAUAAUGACAACGUCCAAAAUCUCUGUGGGUCGAAGAAUAUAUUUAUAUAAAUCUUCAUAAGAGAUUCGAAUUAAAAAAAAAAAAAUCAAUAGAUCCAGAUCAGUGUUUUAGUUUGAAAACAAUAUUUUUUUCCCUUCCUGUUUAUA
Messenger RNA from Neoarius graeffei (lesser salmon catfish), 6162 nucleotides. It is a transcript of the gene prkcab, whose product is annotated as protein kinase C, alpha, b. The record is from RefSeq and is a predicted model, not a curated record. Gene Ontology annotation, biological process: protein phosphorylation. Gene Ontology annotation, molecular function: zinc ion binding; ATP binding; diacylglycerol-dependent serine/threonine kinase activity. Bases 87 to 2102 code for a protein of 671 amino acids. The transcript is spliced from 17 exons. Lineage: Eukaryota; Metazoa; Chordata; Actinopteri; Siluriformes; Ariidae.